Molecule: messenger RNA, 1956 nt
Organism: Paramuricea clavata
Lineage: Eukaryota; Metazoa; Cnidaria; Anthozoa; Malacalcyonacea; Plexauridae
Source: the annotation of a GenBank genome assembly
AUGGCCAUUGCCAAGUGGUUCUCCAAGCUUGAUGCCAAUCAUGGAUACUGGCGAAUACCUUUGGACGAGGAAAGUCAACUCCUUGCCACUUUCAACACUCCUUUUGGCAGAUAUUGCUACACUGGCACUCCAUUUGGUAUCAUAUCAGCACAAGAAGUUUUUCAGAAAAGGAUGCCUCAACAUUUCGACGAUCUCGAAGGUGUUGAAACGGAUAUUGACAACAUCCUUAUUCAUGGAACGACAGAAGAAGAGCAUGAUCAACACCUCGAAUCAGUCUUAGAAAGAUGUGAGAAGAUCAAUCUAACCUUAAACAAAGAGAAAUCUGAAUUCAAAUCCAGAGAAAUCACAUAUGUCGGACACAAACUGACAGAAAAUGGCGUUAAACCUGAUGAAGCGAAAGUUAAAGCUAUUAAUGAAAUGGAAGCACCAACAGACAAGAAAAGUGUGGAGAGACUGCUUGGAACUGUGAACUAUUUGGGAAAAUUCAUUCCAAAUUUAGCAACCAUUACCAAACCAAUCAGAUCGUUGUUGAAGAAAGAGAUCGAAUUCCAGUGGUCUUUCGAGCAACAGAAAGCAUUUCAGGAUAUUAAGAGGGUCCUGAAGGGGGGGUCUCAAUCCCAUUUCCCACCUGAAAUUUUGGCAAAAUCCCAGUCCCAGUUGGAUUUUUAUUAGAAAUCCCAGUCCCAGUUAUUGAAAUCCCAGUCAAUAAAAAAACCUUUAUUUAUCGGUAGAAUAAACAGUUUUAAGACCUUUUAAGCAAGUGGCGGACACUUUAUGAAAUAUUAGGGGGGGAUCGUGCCGAAGGCACGGAAAAUUUUUAAAUUUGAAUCCCGGAAAUGGCAUUUCCAGCAUUCUGAGACACGCAUAAUCAUAAAACCCAGAAUUCCGGGCGCCAGAGUAUCCCUGUUCGCAGGUAGUGCUGUGAAUAAUAUAGUUAACAACAAAAAUGAUGACCAAAGACACCAAAAACGGAUCAAAAUUGUAUUUUAAAAUACUCAAAACGCAGAAAAAUUGGGAAUCGACUCGCAUUACCUCAAUCCCAUUCCCAUUUUUGAGGACUUCAUUUCCCAUUCCCAGUGGCCAAAUCCCAGUCCCAGCAACCCAAAUCCCAUUUCCCAGUCUAAAAAUAGAUCAAUCCCAGUUCCCAUUUUACCCCUUCAGGACCCUCUAUUAAGGACACUCUCACCAAAGAUGAAGGUCCAGUAUUAAAGUUCUUUGAUGUAUCGAAGCCGGUCACCAUUAGCUGUGAUGCGUCACCUACAGGUUUGGGGGCAGUUUUCUUGCAGGAUGGCUACCCAGUGGCGUACGCGUCAAGGUCGUUGACAGAAACCGAAUCAAAUAGAAAAAGAACUUCUGACUGUGCAAUUCAGUCUUGAUCGAUUUCAUCAAUAUGUGUACGGAAAGGAAGUUAUUGUCGAGUCAGAUCAUAAACCUCUGGAGAUGAUAGCAAAGAAAUCACUGGCAUUAGCUCCUCCUCGUUUGCAGAGAUUACUCCUGAGAAUACAGAAGUACAACUAUACUAUCGUCUACAAAUCAGCUAAAGAAAUGGCAUUGCCAGAUAUGUUGUCAAAAGCUCCAUUACCGGAAACUGACGAGGAAAUGGAAAAAUAUAUUAAUUUGCACGUACAUCUCGUAAGUUCAACCCUACCAGCUUCAGAAUUCAAAUUACAAGAAAUUAAAGAAGCAACAAAAAGCGACAGAGAACUAAGAACAUUAUUGAAUAUCAUUCUGAACGGAUGGCCAGAUCAGAGAGAGCGCGUACCGUUGUCAGUCCUACCCUAUUGGAACAUUCGCGAUGAAUUGUCGGUGAUAGAUGGAAUCAUCUUGAAACUAGACCGUAUUGUCGUACCAAUGAGAAAGGAAAUGCUACAAAGAAUACAUCAUGGUCACAUGGGGAUCGAAGCGAAGAGCUCGGGAUGCUCUUUAUUGGCCUUUGAUGAGCAAGCAGAUAGCUGA